AUGGCUAGUCUCAAUGUUCUUACCUUUGAUGCUGAGGGUCGGGCUGUUGACUUUGAGGUCUGGCUAGAUGAUCUGCAGCUUUUCCUACAGUGCGAUAGCAAGGAUGGUCUCUCACUGUUCGAUCUCACUUCCGGCGCCUCUACUGCCCCUACUGCUGAUGCUGACAGUACUGUUCGCUCGCAGUGGCUCACGCGCGAUGCUGCUGCUCGUCUUGCUGUGCGCAACCACCUGCCGUCUACUGAGCGCGCGCACUUUAGUCAGUACAAGAGUGCUAGGGCUCUGUACGACGCUGUAGUUGCACGCUACUCCUCCCCUACCACUGCUGCCCUCAGCCGCCUCAUGCUGCCGUACCUUUUUCCUGACCUUGCCGCCUUUUCCAUAGUUGCUGACCUAGUUGCUCACCUCCGCACUAGUGACGCUCGCUACCGCGCUGCCCUUCCCACUGAGUUUCUUCCCACGAACUCCCCCCCCAUGUACAUCACCCUUUACUACCUAGUCACCCGCCUCCCUGACUCUCUCUCCUCAGUCAGGGAUCACUUUCUCUCCCUUUGCCCUAUCGAGCUGACUGUCGACUUGCUAGAGGAGCGCCUUGCUGCAGCUGAGAAGAGUAUCUUAGCUGUUGGUGCUUCUCGCGGUGACCGUCGCACCCCCUUCUUUGAGGGGUGUUCCCCUGUCCCCCUUCUCCCCUCUGUUGCCUCUGCUGCUGCUGUCGACCUCGUUGGCACUGAGGAGGUCGGCGCUGCGUCUGCCCCUAGUGGGCGACGCCGCACUGGCAAGGGCAAGGGAAGCAGGGGUGGUGGUGGGGGCGGUGGAGGCAGCGGUGGAGGAGGUGGAGGAGGUGGAGGUGGUGGUGGGGGUGGUUCCGGGAGUGGGGGCGUAGGUAGCGGCAGUGGCGGCCGUGGCGGCGGUGGUGGAGGAGGUGGCGGCGGCGGCGGCGGUGGUGGAGGUAGCGGAGGAGGUGGUGCUGGUCGCGGUGCGGCCACGCAGCGUGGAGGCCUUGGUGGCAGCCAGCGUCCGCAGCAGCUGCGCACCCGUGAGACCCCGUCUGUUCAGCAGCUUCGUGAGUGGUACGCUGGACGUGGGAGGUCUGGGGGUGCAGGUCCCUGCGCGUACGUUCUUCGCACCGGCACUCGUAGUGGGGAGGUGUGUGGUCUCCCACACACCACGCAGCGCUGCUUUGGCCGCUUGACUGACGCUUGGCGUACCCAGUUUCCUGACGCUGUUGAGCUUCCUCGUUGGCAUGAUCUGCUUCUGCAGAAUGUGCCUAUCUUUGAUCUAGAUUUUGAUGCUAUCCUUGCUGCCAUGUAUGCUCUUGCUGAUAUUACUGAGGGUGACUGUUACCUACGUGUCCCGCCCGACCCGGGCACUGUGGCUGCUGCUCUAGGUGCUAGUGCGUCUGCUGCUCUAGGUGCUAGUGCGUCUGCUGCUCCAGGUGCUGGUACGUCUCCUCCCUCUGGUACUGCACCUACUGAGUCCUUUCACACCUUCACACUUGACUCUGGUGCUUCGCGCUCUUUCUUUAGAGACAGCACCACGCUCACGCCGCUCCGUCGGCCUGUUGCGGUCUCCCUUGCUGACCCCUCCGGGGGACCAGUCCUUGCACACUCCUCCACGGUUCUACCGUGUCCUGCGGCCCCGUCGGGCUUGCUGUCGGGACUCCACCUCCCCUCGUUCUCUACGAACUUGGUGAGUGGAGCUGACCUCCAGGACGCGUGGGUUGACCAGUUCACCCCUGGAGGUCAGCGUGUGACCCACUGCACUUGCUCUCGGACGGGCCGCCACCUGGCCACAUUCACCCGUCGGCCAGGGUCGAGUCUGUACACACUGACUACUGCGCCUCCUCCGGUCCCUGCGUCUGGUCAGGUAGCUGCGUCCAGUCAGGUGUUUGCUGCUGCGUCCAGGUCUAGUCCUGCAUCUGCCCCCUGCUCGUGUCGUCCUCUGGCGCACGAGACUCUCCUCUGGCACCACCGCCUUGGUCACCCCUCCCUGCCUCGUCUUCGAGGUAUGGCCUCCCGUGCUCUUGUCUCUGGACUCCCCAGGUCCCUCCCUCCCCUUCCUCCGGGGCCUGCCCCCACCUGUGUUCCUUGUGUCGAGGGCCGGCAGCGCGCCGCUCCUCACUCCUCCUCGUUUCCUCCGACUGAGGCCCCUCUGCAGACUCUUCACAUGGACGUGUGGGGCCUAGCCCGCGUUCGUGGACAGGGUCACGAGCGUUACUUCCUGCUGGUCGUUGACGGCUACUCGCGUUACACCACAGUCUUCCCCUUGCGCAGCAAGGGUGAGGUCACUGAGGUGUUGAUCGACUGGAUCCGCGGUGCUCGUCGCCAACUCAGUGAGAGUUUCGGCUCCGACCUUCCUGUUUUGCGUCUGCACUCAGACAGAGGCGGGGAGUUUUCCUCCGACCUUCAGAGAGCCUUCUGUCGUUUGGAGGGCAUCCGCCAGACGUUCACGCUUCCGGCCUCCCCGCAGCAAAAUGGGAUUGCUGAGCGCCGCAUUGGCAUGGUCAUGGAUGUCGCUCGUACGUCCAUGAUCCAUGCGGCUGCUCCCCACUUUCUGUGGCCGUUCGCGGUUCAGUACGCGGCGCAUCAGAUCAACCUUCAGCCUCGUGUCUCCUUGCCGGAGACCACACCUACUCUGCGGUGGACGGGGAAGGCAAUGCGUCCGCGUUCCUUCUACCACCCCAGCUCGCGUCGUGUUCUGUCCUCUCAGGACGUCACGUUUGACGAGUCGGUGUCGUACUACCGUCUCUUUCCCUACCGCACUGCCUCUCCCCCUCCCCCGCCGCUCUUCCUUGCCCCAGGUACUCCUCCGGUAGACCCCCUCCCCCCCCAGGGUCCUGCCCCCUCAGGUGUGUCCCAGGUAGACCCUGCCGAGCCGGUCGAGGUAGCUGUCGACUCCGGUGCUGCUAGGGGUGCUGACCCUGCGGGUGCGGGGACUGGGGGUGCUGAGACUGGGGCCUGCGCGUGUUGA
This is a messenger RNA of Closterium sp. Naga37s-1, 2967 nucleotides long. NCBI's taxonomy places the organism in Eukaryota, Viridiplantae, Streptophyta, Zygnematophyceae, Desmidiales, Closteriaceae. The record is from the annotation of a GenBank genome assembly.